Paraphaeosphaeria sporulosa is the source of this 641-nucleotide messenger RNA. RefSeq lists its product as uncharacterized. The record is from RefSeq and is a predicted model, not a curated record. Bases 11 to 208 code for a protein of 65 amino acids. Lineage: Eukaryota; Fungi; Ascomycota; Dothideomycetes; Pleosporales; Didymosphaeriaceae. The transcript has a single exon.
CCUGCAGGAAAUGGUCGGCCAAGUUACCGGUCUCCCGACCUGGAAGUCCUCGGGUCAAGAAGACAAGACUACCGCCGUCGACGCAAUGAAGAAGGCCAGCGAGAACCGCGAUCCCAGCCAGGGAAUGGGUGGAAUUGAGGAGAAGGCCGGAAACCUCGUCGGCUGCGAGGGUAUGCAGAAGGAGGGCGCCGAGAGCAAGAACAAAUAGACGGCUGACAUGACAUUGUACGAAUAGAGGGAUUGGACAACGGAGUAACGACAUGAAUCACACCAACCGCUGCGGCAUGAAACGGAAUGAAUGAUUGGAUUGUGAUAUCGGAGUAGUAAUCGUGAAGGUACCGGAGUUUGGCGGAGUGGCAAUGAUAUUCAUGACAAAACUUGCCGAUGUGGUAUCCACCGAAGAACUGAUUAAGGAUUACCAAAGACAUUUAAGCAAGCAAAGAGUCUUUCAAAAUAUCACAUUGCAGCUACAAUGCGACAUCCUACCCGUCCCUCGGAGCCAAUUCUGCCGACCGCACAUGACGACAUGAGGUUCGUGUCGACAGUCUGACUUCCCACAAUCUCAACACCUUCCAAGCCAUACACGCUAAACUAAAAAAUGGACGUCCAAGCACCCUUCAACCCGUCAGCUCUCUUUUCAG